AUGACAGCUGUAGUGACGACCAGGCUGGCGGCAGCUGGAGUCACGAAUGGGCAGGCCGCAGCCAGAGUCACGAAUGGGCAGGCCGCAGCCAGAGUCACGAAUGGGCAGGCCGCAGCCAGAGUCACGAAUGGGCAGGCCGCAGCCAGAGUCACGAAUGGGCAGGCCGCAGCCAGAGUCACGAAUGGGCAGGCCGCAGCCAGAGUCACCACCACGAAGGCGGCGAUGACUGCUGCAGUGAAGACCAGGCUGGCGGUGAUGACAGCCGGAGUCACCACCAAGGAGGAGGCGAUGACAGCCGGAGUCACGAUCACGAAGGCGGCGAUGACAGCUGCAGUGAAGACCAGGCUGGCGGUGAUGACAGCCGGAGUCACCACCAAGGAGGCGGCGAUGACAGCCGGAGUCACCACCAGGGAGGCGGCGAUGACAGCCGGUGUCACCACCAGGGAGGCGGCGAUGACAGCCGGUGUCACCACCAGGGAGGCGGCGAUGACAGCCGGUGUCACCACCAGGGAGGCGGCGAUGACAGCCGGAGUCACCGCCAAGGAGGCGGCGAUGACAGCCGGAGUCACCGCCAAGGAGGCGGCGAUGACAGCAGGAGUCACCACCAGGCAGGUGGCAGCCGGAAUCGCCACCAGGUAG
This is a messenger RNA of Bombyx mori (domestic silkworm), 639 nucleotides long. RefSeq lists its product as uncharacterized. The transcript has a single exon. The record is from RefSeq and is a predicted model, not a curated record. Lineage: Eukaryota; Metazoa; Arthropoda; Insecta; Lepidoptera; Bombycidae. The coding region runs from base 1 to 639 and encodes 212 amino acids.